CUUUCUACUAAACAUAAGCGAAGAUUAGGUAAACAAUCAUAAAUCGUCUUUGUAAAAACGUUAAGAUCAAUAAAAAAUCGUUGACGGCACCUUUUUUUGACUGUUCUCGGCUUUUGUUCACCCUCUUUUGUACUACGCUGCCCCAACGGUAGGCUCCGUUUGGCUCUGGGUCAUUUUUUUGUUAUGGUCUAACGAUUAUAAAAGACCAAACGGAUCUCUUGGGUAUUCCAAAAGACUUUGAUGUAAGAAAAAUAGAGAGGAAAAAAAAUCGUUGAUAGUGAGAACUCCAGCAGAUAUUCACAACUUCCCCAGAUUUGAGUAUAUACGGACAAGUAGUCAUUGCAGCCUUGUCAUGACUCAAGAAUUGAAAAGCAAGUAUCAGGAUAUCAAGUUCCAAGUUAAGUUGAUUCAUUGGUCUGAUUAUGAACAUGAAAGUCCAAUUUUAUUACAAGAUAUCAAUGGACCAUGUCCAUUAAUUGCCUUGGUAAAUACGUUAAUACUAAAAUACGAGAUUAAGUAUAGAAAUUAUCAAAUAAAUUCCGAUUUCACUAAUCCCGAUAAGAAAGAAGAGGAUGAUCAACUAAGAAUAUUCGAAAGUAUUGGGAAUUUGAAAAAAUAUUUAAUGAAUAACGUUGAUGGUUCAGCUAGUAUGGAUAAACUUCUAUCACAAUUAGGAGAUAUUUUAUUGGUAUUCAAUGAUAUUGAUGAUAUAGAUGAUAAGGAAGGAGAGUCCCUCGAUAAACUAUUAGAAAGUUUGCCGUUGUUACAUACUGGAUUAACCGUUAAUCCAAAUCUUGUCACUGGAGAUUUCCCAUCUAAUGAAUUAGCAAGUAUACUAUUUAAGAAAUUCCACUUAACUUUCAAACAUGGAUGGAUUUUAGAUCAGGUAAACGAUGAAAAAUUCGAUGGGGAUUAUGGGAAAUUGGUUGAUAUAUUAAAUGAUCUACAAACUUUUGAUAAGAUUCAAGAUUAUUUAUUGAGUGAAGAUUCUAAUAAGUAUUUAGUUGAAAAAUGGUUAGAAUUGAAUAAAACUCAAUUAACUAAAAAUGGAUUGAAAAAGCUCAAUUUAAAUUUGAAUACUGAUAACUUUAUAAUCUUCUUUCGUAAUAAUCAUUUUGUUACUUUAUAUAAAAGAAGUGAUAAUGAUUUUUAUAUCUUGGUAACAGAUGCUAUAUUUAAUAAUAAAUCUUCAAAUAAGAAAAUUGUUUGGCAAUCCUUGAUAUCGGUUAGUGGGAUAGAUGACUUAUUUUUCACCGGGGAUUUCAUUCCUUCAUUUGGUGAUGAUACUUUUGAUGUUAUGAAUGAUGAAAAUGAUGAGAGUUAUAAAUUAAUCAAGCAAUUACAAGAAGAAGAAGAUCAAAGAAUGGCUCAAGAACUACAGGCCAAAUUAAAUCAUAAAAAAACUAUUGAAUCAAAAACUAUUGAAAAUGAUAAGAACAAGAAAAAAUUAUCUAAAAAGCAUUCUUUCACUGGUAGAAUUAAAGAUAGACCAAAGGAUAAACCAAAGGAUAAACCAAAGGAUAAACUAAAAGAUAAACCAAAAAGUAAAUCCAAAGAUAAAAAUGGCCAAUGUAUAAUUGUUUAAGUACGUA
Messenger RNA from Hyphopichia burtonii NRRL Y-1933, 1592 nucleotides. RefSeq lists its product as uncharacterized. Bases 353 to 1585 code for a protein of 410 amino acids. Gene Ontology annotation, biological process: protein K48-linked deubiquitination. Gene Ontology annotation, molecular function: cysteine-type deubiquitinase activity; K48-linked deubiquitinase activity; cysteine-type carboxypeptidase activity. The record is from RefSeq and is a predicted model, not a curated record. The transcript has a single exon. Gene Ontology annotation, cellular component: cytosol; cell periphery. Lineage: Eukaryota; Fungi; Ascomycota; Pichiomycetes; Serinales; Debaryomycetaceae.